Anguilla rostrata (American eel) is the source of this 1995-nucleotide messenger RNA. Its product is annotated as MARCKS-related protein 1-B-like. Bases 245 to 1000 code for a protein of 251 amino acids. NCBI's taxonomy places the organism in Eukaryota, Metazoa, Chordata, Actinopteri, Anguilliformes, Anguillidae. The record is from RefSeq and is a predicted model, not a curated record. The transcript has 2 exons. Gene Ontology annotation, biological process: actin filament organization; central nervous system development. Gene Ontology annotation, cellular component: plasma membrane; cytoplasm. Gene Ontology annotation, molecular function: calmodulin binding; actin filament binding.
GUAACGCUAGCCACACUUGUAGACAUCGUUGAGCUCCCGGGUCGUGAAUAUUGGGGCUGCCGGAGUAUUUUUUGAAGAAACUUUUCGUUCUGAAGAGGGAAAAAAGGAUUAUCUCCUACGUCUGGCUACCAGUUGCAUUUCCUACCAGUGCUGGGGAUUUAAAAUCUAAAAGGCCGUUGAGGUUUUAUUUUUAGAUUUUUUUUUUCGUUUUUGGUUCGAUAACUAGUUAGUCACGUAAAGGAAGAUGGGUUCGCAAUCGUCCAAGGGUGAAAUGACCAUCGAAGGAAAAGCCGCCGUUGCCGACCCGGCGGCCGCUAAAAUUAAUGGCCAGGAGAACGGCCACGUGAAGACAAACGGCGACGUGUCGGCCAAGCCCGACGGAGACGCCGCCGCCGCCGCUGCCAACGGCAACGGCUCCGCGGAGGCGGCCGCCAAGGAGGCCGAGACCGGCGCGGGGGACGCCAUCGAGCCGGCGCCCGCGGCCGAGGGCGAGGCCGCCAAGGCGGAGGGCGGCGAGGCCGCGCCCAAGGAGACCAAGAAGAAGAAGCUCUUCUCCCUGAAGAACUCCUUCAAGUUCAAGGGCAUCACGCUGAAGAAGUCCAAGAAGCCUGCCGCGGAGGCUAAGGAGGAGGCCGCCGCCGCCGCCAACGGCGCCGCCGCCGCCGGCGAGGAGAAGCCGGCGGAGAACGAGUCCGCGGCGCCGGCGGCCGAGGAGGAGGAGGAGAAGAAGGAGAAGAAGGAGGAGGAGGCGGCGGCUCCGACGACGGCAGAGCCGGCUGCCGCGGCAGCAGCAGCACCAGAGCAGGAGGAGGCCAAGGCGGAGGCCGCACCCCCCGCGGAGGUGGCCAGCGCGGCGCCCGAACCCGCCAAAGCCGAUGAGGAGCCCCCCGCCGUCAAGGCGGAGGAGCCCGCCGCCGCCGCCGCCGCCGAGCCGGCCGUCGCCGAGCCCACCGCGGCCGAGGACACGACACCCGCGCCCUCCGAAGCCAACGAGGAGUGACCGCGCGCUCGCCGAGGACUCUGGGAACUGUUGUUUUUCAAGAUUAAAAAAAAAAACAAAACAAAACAAAAAAAAAACAAGAGAAAGAAAGAAAGAAAGAAAGAAAGAAAAAAUAUAUAUAAAUAUAUAUGAGACUUCUUGUGCCACAUUCUUUAAAAAAUGUAAAAUAUUAUACAAAAAAAAAAUACAAUUAUCACACAGCUGAUUUCAUCCACAAGUUCACAGACUUUUUUUUUUUUUUUCUGCUGAUGGAGCCUUUCGACCACGCCCCCCCUCUCCAUGUUCUUGGUGAAAGUCGUGCCAGGUUCCUGUUUGAUGGCAUGCUGUUCUUUCGGGGGGAGGGGGGCAGGUGGGGGUGAGGAGGUUUGGGAAUGGAACAUCCGUGGAAGGAAUCAAGAUGUUGACUUUUUGCCCCCUCUUCUUCUCCAAGAUGUCAGCCGUUUCUAAUGGUGUGGCAGCCGCUGUCUUUCUCCAACCCUGGAUCUGAGUUUCCACAGGCAGAAUGGAGCGAGGGAUGACCUUAUCCUCCAUUUCAAAGGACUGUUAUAUGGACAUAAACCUUCCAGAAAAGAAAAAAACAUUAACUUUUAGAAUAUUACAUUCCUGUUUUACCCCCUCCCCCUCCCCCCCAAACCCCCUCCGGUAUUAUGUGCUGUAUAGAGGAGAAAAGCAUUUUAAAUAUGGAAAAAAAAAGCUUAUAGUCUUUGUUUGUUUACAGUGUAUUUUACUUUUUUUUUUCUCCUUUUGGCUAAGAACACAUUUGAGCUUUUAUUUUUCCGUCUGCUGUUCAAAUUUCACAUUUUCGAACAGGAGGUGGAAACCGAGCAGAAAACAGCCAUCAUCGCUCCACUUCUCUUUGUCUCUGUAAAUAAGUUUUUGGCCAAUGUCUUUUUUUUUUCUGUUUAUUUCGCUAACGUUUAAAGAUGAUGUUAAUGGUUUUAUUGUAACGUUAAUAAGGGUGAAUAAAUGUUGGGCCCGUACAGGCUACUGUGUAA